This is a messenger RNA of Anopheles coustani, 820 nucleotides long. It is a transcript of the gene ND-18, whose product is annotated as NADH dehydrogenase [ubiquinone] iron-sulfur protein 4, mitochondrial. Gene Ontology annotation, biological process: electron transport chain. Lineage: Eukaryota; Metazoa; Arthropoda; Insecta; Diptera; Culicidae. The transcript has 4 exons. Bases 58 to 612 code for a protein of 184 amino acids. The record is from RefSeq and is a predicted model, not a curated record.
GUCGAAAGCAAAACUUCGGCAACUCUGCGGUGCUCGGCUUGUGCAAAAUUUGUAAAAAUGAGUCUUUUCCUUCGAUCCAUUGCUAGAAACGGCGUCGCGACACAAUGGAUGCGGGCUUCGCUCUCGACGUCAUCGAUUGUUUACAAGGAUCCCAAGACGCAGAAGGAGGCACCGAUGCUGGAUGCGAGCGUUAUACUAGCCAACGAAGAGGAGCGUCACCGUGACCACCUGCCCACGAUUACCGUCCCGGUGAAGGUUGAUAUUAGCCCCAUCACCGGUGUUCCGGAGGAACACGUCAAGGAACGGCGUGUGCGUAUCUUUAUGCCGGCUAAAAAUGCAAUGCAAAGUGGAACCGACAACAUCCACCACUGGAGCAUCGAGUUCGACAACCGCGAGCGCUGGGAAAACCCGCUAAUGGGUUGGGCCUCCACCGGAGAUCCACUGUCUAACAUGCGCGUGGAAUUUUCCUCCGCCGAUGAAGCGAUCGCACACUGCGAGAAAAACGGAUGGAGGUGGUUCGUUGACAAGGCGGAAGUUACGAAGAAGCAGCGCGUGAAGAACUACGGAAUCAAUUUUUCGUGGAACAAGCGUACUCGCGUAUCUACCAAGUAGAACAUUCGUUCCGGUUCGGUUUGGUCGUCCUGAAGAUUAAGCGUGUCCCGUUAAAUAUGGAAUAAAAUGGGUGCGAUCGCUACCACGCUGUUAGCUCGUUGUAAAUAAGACACUAAAGCUAUUGUUUGAAACUAAGCCGUGCAUCUUGGUUUGCGGCCAUCGGCCUUUCGGUGAUCGAUAAAAAUCAGUACCAAAUCUAAAUUCAGCA